Molecule: messenger RNA, 3516 nt
Organism: Populus trichocarpa (black cottonwood)
Lineage: Eukaryota; Viridiplantae; Streptophyta; Magnoliopsida; Malpighiales; Salicaceae
Product: alpha-1,4 glucan phosphorylase L isozyme, chloroplastic/amyloplastic
Exons: 16
Coding region: 269-3322 (1017 amino acids)
Biological process (GO): glycogen catabolic process
Cellular component (GO): cytoplasm
Molecular function (GO): pyridoxal phosphate binding; glycogen phosphorylase activity
Source: RefSeq, a predicted model, not a curated record
AAAAUGGCAGCAACUCAACAUUAGCACCCAAUUCAACUCAGCCACGUUAGGUAAAUAAAACUCACAAAUCCCACCUGGCAGUCUUAGAAAUUCAAACAGAAAAUAGACCGUAGAGGAUCGAAUUCGAAGAAGUAAGCGAGCACUUAUGGGAAGAGAGACGGGCGGCCCUCGUGAAUCGAUCCCUUUUUUUUUUCUUAAUUAAUUUAUUAGAACAUUGAUGAUUUAACCAAAAAAUCCGUGAGGAGAUAAGAUAAAGAGAGAGAGAGCAAUGGCUACUACUAGUUCACAUUUCUCACCGACGUCGCAUUGGUGCAGCAAUGGCAGUUCAAUAUCAAGAUUGGUCGAUUUUGGAUCAAAAUGGAGGAGGAAGCAGCAGCUCUUCUCCAUGAAUUCGCGUCGUGUGGUAAAAAGGAGGUCGGUCUCGGUCAGUAUUAAGAAUGUGUCAAGUAGCGAACCUAAGCAGAAACUCAAAGAUGAUGCUCUCAUCGAAGAAGAAGAAGUCCCAAGAAUUUUGAAUCCUUCCACUCCAAAUGCUUCAUCUAUUGCCUCGAGUAUCAAAUACCAUGCAGAAUUCACACCGUUGUUUUCUCCGGAGCGAUUUGAGCUUCCCAAGGCUUACUAUGCUACUGCACAAAGUGUCCGUGAUGCUCUCAUUAUAAAUUGGAAUUCAACAUACGAGUCUUAUGAGAGGUUAAAUGCAAAACAGGCAUAUUAUCUAUCAAUGGAAUUUCUACAGGGUAGAGCACUGUUGAAUGCCAUUGGUAAUUUAGAGCUGACUGGUGCUUAUGCAGAGGCUUUGAGCAAGCUUGGGCACAGCCUAGAAAAUGUGGCUUGCCAGGAGCCUGAUGCUGCACUUGGAAAUGGGGGUCUUGGGCGACUUGCGUCCUGCUUUUUGGACUCGUUGGCAACGUUAAAUUACCCAGCAUGGGGCUAUGGAUUAAGAUACAAGUAUGGCUUAUUUAAACAGCAGAUUACAAAAGAUGGUCAGGAGGAAGUUGCUGAAGAUUGGCUUGAGAUGGGCAAUCCCUGGGAAAUUCUUAGAAAUGAUAUCUCAUAUCCUAUAAAAUUUUACGGCAAGGUUGUCUCUGGAUCAGAUGGGAAAAAACACUGGAUUGGUGGAGAAGAUAUUAAGGCUGUGGCAUAUGAUGUCCCAAUACCGGGAUAUAAAACUAAAACCACUAUUAACCUUAGACUUUGGUCAACAAAAGCUCCAUCAGAAGAUUUGGACUUAUAUGCUUUUAAUGCAGGAGACCACACCAAAGCAUAUGAGGCCCUCUCAAAUGCUGAAAAGAUUUGCCACGUUCUUUACCCUGGGGAUGACUCACUGGAGGGCAAGAUUCUUCGGUUGAAGCAACAAUAUACCUUGUGUUCAGCUUCUCUCCAAGAUAUCAUAUCAUGUUUUGAGAGAAGAUCAGGAUCGAACAUAGAUUGGGAAAAAUUUCCAGAGAAAGUUGCAGUGCAGAUGAAUGACACUCAUCCCACACUGUGCAUCCCUGAGUUGAUGAGAAUUUUGAUAGAUUUGAAAGGUUUAAGCUGGAAGGAGGCCUGGAAUAUCACUCAAAGAACUGUGGCAUACACAAACCAUACUGUUCUACCAGAGGCUUUGGAGAAAUGGAGUCUAGAACUUAUGCAGAAACUACUACCACGACAUGUUGAGAUCAUUGAAUUGAUUGAUGAAGAGCUGAUUUGCACCAUAGUAUCAGAGUAUGGUACCGAAGAUUCCGAUUUGUUGGAGAAGAAACUGAAGGAAAUGAGAAUAUUAGAAAAUGUUGAUCUCCCUUCAGCUUUUGCAGAGUUGAUUGUUAAGCCUAAGCAAAGCUCUGUGGGUGUUACCAGUGAGGAAUUAGAAAAUUCUGAUGAAGAAACCAAGCUAGUUUAUAAUUCUGAAGAAGAAACUCUCUCUAAGAGAGCUAAUGAUUUUGAAGAAGAAACUAAGAGAGCUAAUGAUUUGGAAGAAGAAACUAAGAGAGCUAAUGAUUUGGAAGAAGAAACUAAGAGAGCUAAUGAUUUUGAAGAAGAAAUGGAGCUGGUUGAUGAAAAAGAUGAAUCCAAAAGCAAAGUAACUCAGAAGAAGGAGAAGAUAAUGGCAGAACCACCCCCUAAACCACCAAAGAUGGUCCGUAUGGCUAAUCUUGCUGUUGUGGGUGGUCAUGCAGUAAAUGGAGUUGCUGAGAUACAUAGUGAAAUAGUCAAGGAUGAAGUAUUUAAUGCAUUUUAUAAGUUGUGGCCAGAUAAGUUUCAAAAUAAGACAAAUGGGGUUACACCAAGAAGAUGGAUUCAUUUCUGCAAUCCAGGUUUGAGUAAAAUUAUUACUGACUGGAUUGGCAUGGAUGAUUGGGUUUUAAAUACUGAAAAACUGGCAGAACUAAGAAAGUUUUCCGAUAAUGAGGACCUCCAAGUGCAGUGGAAGGCAGCCAAAAGGAGCAACAAGAUGAAGGUGAUAUCAUUCCUCAAAGAAAAGACAGGAUAUUCUGUUAGCCCUGAUGCAAUGUUUGAUAUCCAGGUGAAACGUAUUCACGAGUACAAGCGACAAUUACUGAAUAUUUUGGGAAUUGUUUACCGCUACAAGAAGAUGAAAGAAAUGACUGCUGCAGAAAGGAAAGCUAAGUAUGUUCCACGAGUUUGUAUAUUUGGGGGAAAAGCAUUUUCUACAUAUGUGCAAGCCAAGAGAAUAGUGAAAUUUAUCACAGAUGUUGGGGCUACAGUUAAUCAUGAUCCAGAAAUAGGUGAUUUACUGAAGGUUGUUUUUGUCCCUGAUUACAAUGUCAGUGUUGCUGAAUUGCUUAUUCCUGCAAGUGAGCUCUCACAGCAUAUCAGUACUGCUGGGAUGGAAGCCAGUGGAACAAGCAAUAUGAAGUUUGCAAUGAAUGGUUGUAUCCUUAUUGGGACCUUAGAUGGCGCCAAUGUUGAAAUCCGAGAAGAAGUAGGAGAAGACAACUUCUUUCUCUUUGGUGCUAGAGCUCAUGAAAUUGCAGGGCUAAGGAAAGAGCGAGCUGAUGGGGAGUUUGUCCCAGACCCAAGUUUUGAAGAAGUGAAAGAUUUUGUCAAAAGUGGAGUUUUUGGGCCUUGCAACUAUGAUGAACUUAUAGGAUCAUUAGAAGGAAAUGAAGGUUUUGGCCGUGCAGAUUAUUUCCUAGUGGGCAAGGACUUCCCCAGUUACAUAGAAUGCCAAGAGGAGGUCGAUAAAGCAUACCAUGACCAAAAGACAUGGACGAAGAUGUCAAUCAUGAAUACAGCAGGCUCGUACAAGUUCAGCAGCGACAGGACCAUUCAUGAAUAUGCCCGAGAGAUUUGGAAUAUCGAACCUGUCGAAUUGCCAUAAACGUGUUGCUAGCUGAAGCGGUGGUGGUAACCCACCCUUGGGAUGGUUUUUAUCUUUUGGUAUUACUAGAUAAUGUAAAGGAAAUUGCAUCAGCUGUAGUUUCUAGUUAUCAUCACAAAAUAAAAAAGAAUAAUGGUGUAUUGUACUUGUAGUUCACCUUCAUAGUACUAAAGAAAUAAAGAAUCUGUUUCUCA